AUGGGAGCCAGCCAGUCUUCCAACCACUCCGCCCGAGAAGAAUCCCUGGAAUGGGGCCGCAGCCUGCAGCGACACUACAACGGGGACCGCCACUGGGCAAGCGGUCGCCGAUCUGAGCGACCGAAGCUCACUCCAGGGCAGCUCGAGGCCCGACGAUUGGAGCUGAGCAACCAUCGCAAGCAAGCUAUUCAGGCCGACCCCGAUGCCAGUGCCGAUACCGUUGCCUACUCAGAUCGUCCACGCCGGUAUCUGAACUUCUGGGGCAACGAUGAGCAUGAGAAAUACCCGGACCUCGACGUCUACUACAGCUCAACGAAAGGGUUUGCGCGCCGGCUGGUUGUGCAAGCGACUGACGACGCCCUGGACGAUAAACGUCCACGACACUGGGAUCACAAGAAACUUACAGGCAAUGCUCCUUUUGUGAUCAGGCUGGCCGAGAUUUGCUUAGACCCCUUUGACAUUGACCGGUUGGCGGAGCGCAUCAAAAAGAACAGGGCCUUUCCGCGACGUAUUCUACUGACUGUUGUCCUAAAGCCCGUCCAUUUUGUCUUAUCCGCAGUUCUUACAUUGCUCCUGGCGUGGAUUAUUCAAAUUUUGAUAUCCGUCCAAGUUGUCACCUCGCCAUGGACCGCCGACGGCUCCGUCGAGCCAUAUGAAGACUACGAAAAUGUUCACUGGAAAUGGCCUAGACACGCGGUCAACGUCCUGGAUCAGGCGCCUAAACAUAAGGAGCCACAAUCUGACACACACAAACUUAUGAUCCCGAAGCGUCUGGUUGUGAAGGGGGCAGAUGGCAAUUGGGAAGCUCAAGACACCAAGGAUCUCAGAGACCGAAACACAGGCAUGCUGCAACCGUACAUCUUUCUGAGUUUCACCAGGGCUAGCUAUCCCGCCGACGACUCCGUUUUACGGCCAUUCUUCCACUCAGUUGGAGAAGCUAUCCUCGAGGCCGAGAAUAAAGCAAGAUUGCCGGACGAACCUCUGAUUAAAGCAUUCUGGGUUGACACGGAUUGCGUCUCUCAUGAGUCGGGGCAGUGGGCAGAAGAUGUCAACACGAUCUGCGACGCCGUUCGGUGCGCGAGACGGGUGUACAUCCUUCUUCCCAGCGAUGGGAAAGAAGACAAAAGAGCCUGGGGUGAGCGGAUCUGGACCCUACCCGAGGCCCUUCUUGCUGCCGAAAAGCUCCGGUAUUACUGUGUGGCUCCGAAUUGGCAAACACCCGUCCAAGCCAUGUCUGCCAAGUACACAAAGGUGUCGUUGUCGGAUAUGCGUGAAAGUUUCUGGCCUGCCCAGUUCUACAAGGCGCUACCCGGACAAGGCUCAAGUGAGGACGCGAUCUCUCACCUAGUCGACCAUUAUACAAAUCGCACCCAACUCAGCGAGCUGCAGUUGAUUACUUACGCAGUUCAGGCCCUGGCCCGUCUUACCAUGGGCAAGGAUAUCAAAGGGUACGAAGACAAGCACCUGGCCUAUGCAGCUAUGGGACUCCUAGCGUACCGACUGAGACCCGAUGAGGAUGACAAAUCCUUCCAGGCCAUUGCUCGCUUGUCUCUUGUGAAUGACAGCAACGAGCUCGUUGAGCGCCUUCUUUGUCUGUGGCCAAAGCCGACACCCGAAAGAGGGCCCAUGGGACUGCUCUCCGAUAUCGCCGAAGAAGAUCAAUACCGCACUCAUCUGUGGGACAUUCACCCGCUCUGCAGCGUGGUCGGGAUCGGGGAUGACGACGACGACGAACCCGCCUCCACGGUGGUCCUAGACCGCUGCCGCGGGAUUCCGAUCCGCUGGAAGAGCUUCCCAAGGCUGAGCUAUGCGAGAGACAUGACCGGCUUCCGUGCGUCUCUUUCGCAAUGGAUUGUGUACCUGGGUGCCUGGUUCUUCCUGGCCGGGUUCAACCUCUUCGGAACGGUCGCUCUUCUUGCCUUUUCGAGGCUUGGAAAUGAAACGGAAAAUGAAACGGUGACACAGGCAUUUGACGAGAGUAAUUUGCAAUGGUCGUUACUCAUGGUCUUGUUGUAUAUGGCUGUCGGCUGGGUCAUCUCCUGGUUCAGUCCCCUCGCCGUCCGCCAGCUGUGCAACAGCGGCACAAAGGGUGUCUCCUGUCACCUCUUUGGCUUUGAAGGCACGAGUACCCUUUACGAGAUCGAGACUAAGAUAUAUGGCAAUCAUCAUGACCGCCUGUCAUAUGCCCCCUCGUCUACUCCUUUUUGCAAGGAAAUGCGGCACGACUCUAUAAGACAAGGCGAGGAACCAGAUUCCGAGUAUUGGAACAGGAUGCGCAAAGAGCUCAAUGUCCCUGAUAGCCAUCGGCUGUUCACCAUUGUCGACACGGGCAGCCUGAGCGUGUCCGUUAUUGCUGCCGAGAGGCCGCCGGUGGUUGCGCUCAUCUGUGGCCGGGAAGGGGGCAUGCUCCGCACUGUGCUCUGCAGCUGGCGGUUUGAGACCAAUACCUUGUAUCGAGAGGGGGUGAUGCGUAUGCGCAGCUCACUGGAGGAGAUUGCGACGCCAAACGACUGGCUGAAGAUCAGCUUUGCUAGUCAGGGGGAUGUAAAUCGCAUGCGAGGAUUGGCGAGGAAGGAAACUUGA
Messenger RNA from Aspergillus mulundensis, 2583 nucleotides. RefSeq lists its product as uncharacterized. The record is from RefSeq and is a predicted model, not a curated record. Bases 1 to 2583 code for a protein of 860 amino acids. Lineage: Eukaryota; Fungi; Ascomycota; Eurotiomycetes; Eurotiales; Aspergillaceae. The transcript has a single exon.